AAGCAGGAGUCUCUCAUCAGGAAGGCCAGGCAGCAUGCAGCCAGGCCCCCAGUAACAAGCAAGUGGACCCGGUCCUGUUCUCUUCACCUGGGACCAGGGCUGCAGAAUGCUCAGUCCUGCCGCCCCAUACAGUCUGUUGAAGAUGCACUGGUCCCCGGAGCAUACUGCCCCCCUAUCUCAGUGGCCUGAGCAGCACCUUGAUGUCACGUCUACCACAUCCCCGCAAUCUGCCCAUAAACAAGACCCCUACAGUACAGCUGCUCGAUGCGGCUAUGGGCCCACGGGUUAUCCUUGGGCCAGUGAUGACAUAUCAGCCCUUACUGCUUCUUCGCUCCUAAAACGCUAUGCUGAGAAGUACUCAGGCCUGGAGUUGUCAUAUGAUCGUUCUGCUACAGGUGCCUACACAGAGUCUGGAACUUUCCUAAAAACUGAGUCUGAGCCUUGGGCUUUAGGUCAGGGUAUAGAAUGCUACCCUGGACUGGAGGCACUUACUGGCUCCAAAGUGGGGUCUGCCUCAGUGGGAAUCCCAGCCACAGGAAGUGUAACAGUAGUGAGCAGCAACUUGGCCUCUGAACCAGGUUAUAGUGGUGCUGGCUCCUGCAAUGCUCCAUCAUCUCAGGAAUAUCCUCCAGCUUACAACAGCACCUACCUGCCCUCGGGGUACUGCCCUCAGCCCAGCACAGCACUUCCUCCUGCCCCUCUACACUCUCUGCGGGCCACAUCUACUCUGGUGUCCAGCUACAGUGCCAGCACUCCAGUCUACAACUAUCCACCAGGCUGCUACCCUCAGUCCAGCCUGUCCUCUAGUUAUAGCCACCCCAGUGCCUCCUACCUGCCCUCAGGAAUUAGUGCUCCCACUCCUCUGACCCCUCGGCCUACUGUGGUUGGAGGCAGUUAUGGCUACCCAUCUCACAACCUAGGAGUGAGCUCUGACACAGGAGUGCCACUGAAACGUAAAGCCUUUGAGAUGACAGGCGAAGUACAAGAGGAGGAAGAGGCGGAGGGAUCACGCUACAAAAAGUACGGCAACGAUCAGAGAAACAGUCAGAGCAAAGGUAACGGGCAGGCUAAUGGCUAUGAUAUUAGUGUCUCGGCCUCAGACCCACAAACCUACAAACCAGCAAAGCCCCUGAUAUCACCUCCUUAUGGAGUAUCAGGAGACUUUAGCCCACCAUCCGGCCUAGCAGGUGAGAGUGUAUCAGUGGAGCACAACUUUCCUCAGCAGCAGAGAAUCUCCAUGAAAAUACCUGCACCUCACACACGUGCAGAAGACCCCACCAGUGGUCGCUAG
This is a messenger RNA of Nematolebias whitei (Rio pearlfish), 1291 nucleotides long. RefSeq names its product fidgetin. The transcript has 2 exons. The coding region runs from base 107 to 1291 and encodes 394 amino acids. The record is from RefSeq and is a predicted model, not a curated record. NCBI's taxonomy places the organism in Eukaryota, Metazoa, Chordata, Actinopteri, Cyprinodontiformes, Rivulidae.